AUGUCCUACACCAACGAUGAGGUCGUCUCCACCGACAUGCUCGGCAACAACAACUCUUCCAUCUUCGAUAUCAAGGCUGGUAUCUCCCUGAACCCCAACUUCGUCAAGCUUGUUGCCUGGUACGACAACGAGUGGGGUUACUCCCGCCGUGUCCUCGACCUCUUGGAGCACGUUGCCAAGGUCGAUGCCUCCAAGAAAUAA
Molecule: messenger RNA, 201 nt
Organism: Trichoderma gamsii
Lineage: Eukaryota; Fungi; Ascomycota; Sordariomycetes; Hypocreales; Hypocreaceae
Product: glyceraldehyde 3-phosphate dehydrogenase
Exons: 1
Coding region: 1-201 (66 amino acids)
Molecular function (GO): oxidoreductase activity, acting on the aldehyde or oxo group of donors, NAD or NADP as acceptor
Source: RefSeq, a predicted model, not a curated record